Messenger RNA from Mesorhabditis spiculigera, 1116 nucleotides. The record is from the annotation of a GenBank genome assembly. NCBI's taxonomy places the organism in Eukaryota, Metazoa, Nematoda, Chromadorea, Rhabditida, Rhabditidae.
AUGGCUGAACCUAAGAGCAAAUCACAAAUCGAUUGGAUCGACACGGUGAUCGAUCGGCUGCAGAAGCUCUACGGCGUUGCGCCAAAAGAUGUCAACCUGGCCGAGCUGUUGCCCCUCGACCAAGUCAUUCAAGUGAUCGAGGACGCGAAGAAGGUGUUCAUGUCGGAGAACUGCUUGGCCGAGCAGCAGGUCCCCUGCAAGGUCAUCGGCGACAUCCACGGCCAAUACCAGGACAUGCACAAGCUUUUCGACAUCAUUGGUCGGGUGCCGAAGGAGCGGCUCGUGUUCCUUGGGGAUUACGUUGAUCGUGGGCCGCAGAGUAUUGAGACCAUCAUCUACCUCUUCGCGCUCAAGAUCCGCCACCCGGAGUACAUCACGCUGCUGCGCGGCAACCACGAGACGCCGGCCAUCAACAAGAUCUACGGGUUCUACAACGAAUGCGUGCUCAAAUACGGAUACCCGGGCAUCGGGCUGUGGUGGGACUUCCAAAGCUGCUUCAACCGCAUGCCGAUGGCCGGGCUGAUCGCGAAGAAGAUCUUGUGCAUGCACGGCGGGCUGUCCCCCUACCUCGGCAGCUUGGACACGAUCCGCGGCAUCAUCCGCCCGUGCGAGCCGCUCGACACGGGGCUGCUCAUCGACCUGCUGUGGGCCGACCCGACGAACGCCGGCGAGGGGUGGUACAACUCCAUCAGAGGCAUCUCGUUGAUGUUCGGCAAGGGCGUGGUGGUGGAGGCGUGCAAGAUGCUGGGCAUCGACAUGAUCGUCCGCGCCCAUCAAGUCAUCCAGGACGGAUACGAGAUUAUGGCCGGCCGGAAGUUGAUCACCGUCUUCUCGGCGCCAAACUACUGCAACCAGUUCAACAACACGGCCGCCGUCGUCUGCUUCGAUGCCGAUAUGAAGGUGACCAUCCAGCAAAUGACGGUGAAGCCGCCAGCGAACGCGCGUCUCCGUCCAACCCCCGCCAUCGCCAUCGACAAGGACCCGGCAACUGCCAGCGCCGACGCCGUCUUCUUCCCUGUGACGAAAACCGAAGGCAAAAACCCGGAACCGCCGAAGGAGCUGAGCCAAGAGCCGAGCCAGACGAGCGCGAGCGCCGAAGUCAGCCAGCCGGCCGCC